Molecule: messenger RNA, 2667 nt
Organism: Chelonoidis abingdonii (Abingdon island giant tortoise)
Lineage: Eukaryota; Metazoa; Chordata; Testudines; Testudinidae
Source: RefSeq, a predicted model, not a curated record
CACAUGGCUUUGCGCCUGGGCGCAUGAGCUCUCCACAGCUUUAGCGCAUCUAUUAUGCUGCCUUGCUGAGGAUAAAAAGAAGAGCAACUGGAGGGACUAUAAGGCAAACGUUGCUGGAGCUGCCGGGGCAAAGUUGCAUGGUUGGACCCUGGAAAUGGGAUGUCAAUCCCAUUCAGGGAGCAUAAAGGAAGACAGAGAAUCUCCUAGUUGCCACUGCAACAGUAAGUGAGACCCAGAGGUAGGAAAAUGUCAACGGUCACAUCAGCGAUACAGGCUCCCCAGGGCCCUGUCAAUCCACCCCCCCCAGAAGUCACCAACCCCAACAAGCCCGGGCGGAAGACCAACCAGUUGCAGUACAUGCAAAAUGUUGUGGUGAAGACCUUGUGGAAGCAUCAGUUUGCUUGGCCCUUCUACCAACCCGUCGAUGCGAUUAAAUUGAAUUUACCAGAUUAUCACAAAAUAAUCAAAAACCCGAUGGACAUGGGGACAAUUAAGAAGCGACUGGAACAUAACUAUUACUGGAGUGCCAGUGAAUGCAUGCAGGAUUUCAACACAAUGUUUACAAAUUGUUACAUUUACAACAAGCCCACAGAUGACAUCGUCCUCAUGGCGCAAGCCCUGGAGAAGAUUUUUCUGCAGAAAGUAGCCCAGAUGCCCCAGGAGGAAGUUGAGUUAUUACCACCGGUCCCUAAAGGCAAAGGUCGCAAGCCAGCAGCGAGCGCACAGAGUGCAGGAGCGCAGCAAGCAGCGGCCGUGUCAUCUGUCUCCCCACCAGCCCCUUUCCAGAACGUCUCUCCAGCUGUCUCUCAGACACCCGUUAUCGCCGCCACGCCUGUGCCAACCAUCACCGCAAACGUCCCGCCUGUAACUGCUCCUCCUGCUGCUGCUGCCCCUCCUCCUGCUGCUCCGAUUAUGACAGUGGUUCCUCCCACGCCACCUGUAGUCAAGAAAAAGGGAGUGAAGCGAAAAGCAGACACGACCACGCCCACCACCUCAGCCAUCACUGCCAGCCGGAGCGAGUCACCCACCCCGCUGUCAGACCCCAAGCAGGCGAAAGUCGUCGCUCGCCGAGAGAGCGGCGGCCGGCCAAUCAAGCCACCAAAGAAAGACCUUGAAGAUGGGGAGGUCCCCCAGCAUGCGGGGAAAAAGGGCAAACUCUCCGAGCACCUCAAGUACUGUGACAGCAUCCUGAAGGAGAUGCUCUCUAAGAAACACGCAGCCUACGCAUGGCCCUUUUACAAGCCUGUCGAUGCAGAGGCCUUGGAAUUACAUGACUAUCAUGAUAUUAUCAAACACCCCAUGGAUCUCAGUACUGUGAAAAGACAGAAAUAUGGAUGUGUUUGCCCUUUAUUUACCUCGGAGGACACAAGUAACCAUACUCGGCAGUUACCCUGUAAGAGGAUUUGCUUCCAGAAUAAACCAUUGGCCUCCAGGAAGUUAAAGAAAAAAAUGGACAGCCGGGAAUACCAGGACGCACAAAGUUUUGCAGCAGAUGUUCGGUUAAUGUUCUCUAAUUGUUACAAGUACAAUCCCCCAGACCACGAAGUUGUAGCCAUGGCCAGGAAACUCCAGGACGUCUUCGAGAUGAGAUUUGCAAAGAUGCCGGACGAGCCUGUGGAGCCCCCGCCCCCACCUCCUCCGACAGCGCCAGUCGUCAGUAAAAGCACGGAAAGCAGCCACAGCAGCGAGGAGAGCUCGUCUGACUCCGACAGCUCCGACUCUGAAGAAGAGCGAGCGACCAGACUGGCCGAACUCCAGGAGCAGCUGAAGGCUGUCCAUGAGCAGCUAGCUGCUUUGUCGCAAGCGCCCGUGAACAAACCAAAGAAAAAAAAAGAGAAGAAGGAAAAAGAAAAGAAAAAGAAAGACAAGGAGAAAGAGAAAGAAAAAGAGAAGCACAAAGUGAAAGCCGAGGAGGAGAAGAAACCCAAGGUGGCCCAACCAGCAAAACAGACUCAGCAAAAGAAAGCACCAGCUAAAAAAGCAAACAGCACGACCCCAGCUAACAGGCAGCCUAAAAAAGGAGGCAAGCAGGCGUCUGCACCCUACGAUUCUGAGGAGGAGGAGGAGGGCUUGCCCAUGACCUAUGACGAGAAGAGGCAGCUCAGCUUGGACAUCAACCGCCUGCCGGGGGAAAAGCUGGGCCGAGUGGUGCACAUCAUCCAAUCCCGGGAACCUUCUCUCAGGGACUCCAACCCCGACGAGAUAGAAAUAGAUUUUGAAACCCUGAAGCCCACCACUUUACGAGAACUGGAGAGAUACGUCAAGUCUUGUUUACAGAAAAAACAAAGGAAACCAUUUUUCUCAGAAAUUGUGCGUUCCUCCUCCACAGCUGCAAGUGGGAAAAAGCAAGCAGCAAAAUCUAAAGAAGAGUUAGCUCAGGAAAAGAAGAAGGAGUUAGAAAAACGGUUACAGGAUGUCAGCGGGCAGCUAAACAACAACAAGAAACCUGCAAAAAAAGAAAAGUCUGGCUCGGUUCCAUCCGGAGGCCCUUCCCGUCUCAGCAGCAGCAGCUCCUCAGAAUCUGGAAGCAGCAGUUCAAGCGGAUCCAGUUCCGACAGCAGCGAUUCAGAAUAAACUGGACACUUAGCAAAAAAAAAAAAAUGGACAACAUACACACCAAUACUCUGCAGUGUUUCCUUCUAUGGUUAAUAUACUACUCUUGUUCCA